AUGCAACAAGCAGAACAGCGAGUACCACUCCAAACUCGGCUGCAGAACGUGCUGAAGCACAAUCAGAUCCACCAACAGCUGUUGAUGGUGGAGCUGAACCUGGACAGAGACGCUGUGCGCCUGAGAGUUCCGACCUACAGAGUAGGUCCAGGCAGCACUUCGUUGACCGCAUGGUCCUCACGUCCGCAGGUUAUGCAGGCGUCGCGGACGCAGAAGCGCUGGAUGGACAGUGCCAGCGUGGUAGCUGCGAAGACUCCAGAGGCGGUUCCAGGUUUCUUGGCGGAGACCGUUUCUUCGAGGAUGCGGAAAGACUCGCGGCCCAAGUCUGCGGAGCCCCGUGUUCGCGAGGCACUCGGCCGGCGGCGGGAAGGGAGCCCAGUGAGGCAGCCGGAGGCCAUCUCCAGGUGCUCUUCCGCAUCCCAAAGCCCUCGCUCAGGUCCCGUUUCGCCAAGGAGCAAGUUUGAAACACAGACUCGCAGGAGAGAGUGCAGAUUGGGGCAGUCUUUGCCAGGUAAGGUGAUGAUCAUUCCUCCACAGGCUGGAGCGCAAAGCCGUUCUGGUGGAGCUCCGAGGACCUCCGCAGCUGGCUUCUACCCGAGGGAGCACUGUCCCAAAGCACCACCUCCCUCUCCCGGUGCUGGUGUCCGAAGCAUCGACAAGGACGAAGAAACUGCCACACCGCCAGCAAAGCCGUCUAUGCAGGAUGAAACACCGCUUCAGCCACGGCAGGCCAGUUCCCUGAAAGAGAAUUCGCUUACCCAGGAGGAAGCCGCUUCGCCGCUCCAAUCGGCAGUCGAGGCGCAGCUGCUGCCAAGCUGCAAGCCGCUGUCGCCGAUCCGAGAGGUGUCUGAAAAUGCAGUUCCGAAGGUGCGCGAAAGGUCUCGAGAUGCCAGUUCUCGGCCGCACAGAGAUGGGACAGGUCUGGACGGUGCGGAUGGAAGACAGGGGAGCUUGCAGCCGGCAGCUGUGGCAGGAGAGGGAAGUUGCCAUCUACCGUCCAGAGAGAGGCUGGUUGUUGGAAGGAUGCCAAAACUCUUGCGCGCUUGCCUUGCUGUUUGA
Symbiodinium sp. CCMP2456 is the source of this 1059-nucleotide messenger RNA. The record is from the annotation of a GenBank genome assembly. NCBI's taxonomy places the organism in Eukaryota, Dinophyceae, Suessiales, Symbiodiniaceae.